GUUAUCACAGAUACCAUAUCAGCACAGAUAAGGUAUGUUGAUACGAGGUUUGUACAAAGGAACAUAGUUCACUUGUACACUUUGAAAACGCUAUAUGCCAGUCUUCUAGUUUCAUGUAUUGGUGUACAAUUACACAAAAAGAAGUGAGGUCACAACCGUUCAUGCCAUAUAAGAGUUUGCGGUACGAAGACUAAAACCUCAGGAAGUCAGUCUGGCCAUGGAUAGACGGAGGAAGCUGGUGAUUGUGGGUGACGGAGCUUGUGGGAAAACAUGCCUCCUCGUUGUGUUCACUAAAGACGAGUUUCCCGACGUCUACGUGCCAACUGUCUUCGAAACCUACAUCGCAGACAUCGAGGUUGACGGUAGACAGGUUGAGCUGUCGCUGUGGGAUACUGCAGGCCAAGAAGACUACGAUCGACUCCGACCGUUGUCCUACCCAGAUACUAACGUCAUCCUCAUGUGCUUCUCCAUCGACAACCCAGAUAGCCUUGAUAACAUCCGAGAGAAGUGGAACCCGGAAGUGAAACACUUCUGCCCCAGCGUUCCCGUCAUUCUCGUCGGCAACAAGAAGGAUCUCCGCAAUGAUGCCACAACCAAGGCUGAGCUGGCGCGAUACAAACAGUUUCCGGUUAAACCGGAAGAGGGUCGUGAUAUGGCCGAGCGAAUAGGAGCAGCGGCCUAUCUCGAAUGUUCGGCUAAACUGAUGCAGGGUGUGAGGGAGGUAUUCCAAACAGCAGCUAGUGUAGCGCUGACCACUAAGAGAUCGAAGAAAACUUCAAAGAAACGCAGUAUAUGUGUAAUCCUUUGCUUUGAAGGGGAGAAACAGCCACAUGUACCAGGUCCGGGAUUGGACUCGCCUGAACGCAACAACAAGAUGCGUCGUUCGAGCGGCCUAUAUAUGUAUGUGACAUGCUACUGGAGACUUGUGUCCCUAGUACAACUGAACCCAGACAGGUGCGCGGUAGUCCCAGCCAUUGAUUGGACCGUUGUUCUACCUCAACACGUUCACCAGGAAAUAAAAAUGGCGACCACGAUGAAGAUGGUUGUUAUAGGUGACGGCGGUUGUGGAAAAACAUGUCUUCUGAUGGUGUACGCGAAAGACACGUUUCCGGAGGUAUACGUGCCAACAAUAUUUGAGAACUGUGCAAAGGUCAUCGAAGUAGACAACAAAAAGAUUAACCUGGCGCUGUGGGAUACGGCAGGCCAAGAAGGGUAUGAUCGCCUCCGCCCACUGUCCUACCCACUAACAGAUGUUAUACUCAUGUGCUUCUCUAUCGACAGUCCAGACAGCUUUGAUAACAUCCAGGAGAUGUGGAACCCGGAAGUGAAGCAUUUCUGCCCUGACGUUCCCGUCAUCCUCGUCGGUAACAAGAAAGAUCUGCGCAAUGAUGACCACACCAAGGCUAGGUUGGCGCAGAGCAAACAAUUUCCGGUUAAACCGGAAGCAGGACAAAAUAUGGCGGACAAAAUCGGAGCUGUAACUUACCGCGAGUGUUCUGCGAAGACAAAGGAAGGUGUGGUUGACAUAUUUCAAACUGCAGUUCGUGCAGCUCAGAGGUCGCAGAAAAACAAGAAGAAGCGGUUGUGUAAUAUUCUGUGAAGUCAAAUACUAUAAAAUAACACGCAUUGACCAAUCCCAGCCCACAUUCCUGUUUGUUUGAGGAUUAACUGCACCAAUCUGUUCUUCAGAGUCGUGUUUGCCUUUACUGUAAUGGGCAUGGUGAUGUAGAGAUUAUAUGAAUUUGGUUGGCAAUUCUAUGAACAAUGCGAACAAUUGUAAAUAUUACAUUUUGUCUGAACAACAUACUGGGAAUGAAAGGAAGCAAAUUGCGAUAGAAAUGACCUUUCACUCACUUGACUGAUUGAUCAUACAGUACUUGUUCACUUGAUCCCUGUAUUUGUAAAACAAUAGGUUUCGGUUUCUAACUCAUCCGCUACACCUUCAGAUAGGAGCAUCCAUAGGAGCUGCAAAACAGCCACAGAUAGAAGAAUACCGUGUACAGUAUCCAAUUCAGUCUAUUACCGUGGUAUUCAUAGAAUAAAGCUGGAGUCGCGUCACAGUAAAAAAAGAUAUUUUCUUCUCAACCUAUUUACAUUCCCUUUCACAUAUACAACCGUUAUAUGCAGCUACUACCACAGUUUUAGAAACUUUAUAACAUUUUGAUGUGAUAUCAAAUUUGAAAUUUUAUUGAGUGAGUAAGUUACAGUGUCACGACAGUUAAUUAUUGUUUAAAAGGACAUGGACAUUCUUUGUGAACAAUCAGUGCUUGACGUUUGUUGUUUAACGCCGCUCUCGGGAUUAUUUCAGCUAUAUGGCGGCGGGCUGUAAAUAAUCGAGUCUGGACCAGACAAUCCAGUGAUCAACAGCAUGAGCAUCGAUCUACACAACUUGGAAACCAUGACAUAUAAUUAAUGAAAGCUUUUCUUAGGAUGAACCAACCGAAUCAAUGAGCAGGUUAAUACACGGACCUGGCAACUCGGAAGAGAAUUAUUUGUACUGAUGUUUGUGUUUGUGUUCUUGCAUAUUUUCACGAUCAUGUUCAUAUAUAUGCUCAUUUUUUUGUAUAGGUUCAUGUUUAUGUAUAUUUUCAUGGUUAUUAUUUAUGCAUGCAUACUUUCAUGUUCCUGUUCAGCGCAAAUGCCAUGCUUCUCGUAAGAGGCGACUAACGGGAUUGGGUGGUCAUGUCAUCGUAUUCCAACUGCGUAAUUCGAUGCUCAUGUUGUUGAUCUCUGGAUUGUCUGGUCCAGACUCGAAUAUUUACAGACCGCCUCUGUAUAGCUGGAAUGCAGUGUAAAACUAAACUCACUCAGCGCAAAUGGAAAUUUAUCGACAUUAUUUGCCCAUAUGGGUAAUCAGUUAUCAAUUUGAUAAAGAAAUGUAUCGGUAGUUCAAAUUUCCAUAAUGAAAAAAAUCGCUUCCCCAUUUUCUGCGAUUCACUGUUAAAAAUGACCUGUUUAUGGAGUGAGUGAGUUGAGUUUUACGCCGCACUCAGCAAUAUUCCAGCUAUAUGGCGGCGGACCUGUCUAUGGAAGUUAUCGUCAUUACAGUACAUGUUGAAGAAUAAUAGUACAGGAAGAAUUCACCAUGUUCAGAAUUUAUGCCAAUAAAGACGACAGGAUCUGUCAUUUCAAUGCCA
Molecule: messenger RNA, 3137 nt
Organism: Haliotis rubra (blacklip abalone)
Lineage: Eukaryota; Metazoa; Mollusca; Gastropoda; Lepetellida; Haliotidae
Product: ras and EF-hand domain-containing protein homolog
Exons: 7
Coding region: 218-1600 (460 amino acids)
Biological process (GO): small GTPase-mediated signal transduction
Molecular function (GO): GTPase activity; GTP binding
Source: RefSeq, a predicted model, not a curated record